Messenger RNA from Armigeres subalbatus, 2091 nucleotides. Its product is annotated as serine/threonine-protein kinase 32B-like. NCBI's taxonomy places the organism in Eukaryota, Metazoa, Arthropoda, Insecta, Diptera, Culicidae. Gene Ontology annotation, molecular function: ATP binding; protein kinase activity. Gene Ontology annotation, biological process: protein phosphorylation. The record is from RefSeq and is a predicted model, not a curated record. The transcript has 5 exons. Bases 27 to 989 code for a protein of 320 amino acids.
CAGCACACAGCACGCUGACAGUAACGAUGGGCCGUAUUUUAAUUAUUUUCCUCUAUCCGCUUCUAUCUCUUGUCGUUUCAGGGCACGCACAUUUGACCGACUUCAAUAUCGCGACCCGGCUGCCACCGGAUGGGUUGGCCUGCAGCAUGUCUGGCACCAAGCCGUACAUGGCCCCGGAGGUGUUCAUGUGUGCCUUAGAGGAGAUCGCCGGCUACAGCUACCCAGUUGACUGGUGGUCCCUGGGCAUUGUUGCCUACGAGAUGCGCUCAGGAAUACGCCCGUUCGUGGUCCACUCGUCGACGCCCCUUGUGGAGGUGAAAAACGUUCUGAACACCCAGCCGCACUUUCCCCGGAACUGGAGCGACAACUUUAUCGAUCUGCUCGGAAAGCUACUCAACGUCCACCCGGGAGCUCGAAUCAGCAGCCAGCGAGAACUUCAGCAAACCAAACUCCUUCGGGGUACCAAAUUCGAGCGGAUUCUGGCCAAGCAAACGAAUCCCUUGUUCAAACCAUCGAAGGAUCACUUGAACUGCGAUCCCAGCCUUGAGCUGGAGGAGAUGAUCAUCGAAACCAAGCCGCUCCACAAGAAGAAAAAACGACUCGCCAAGCAGCGGUCCAUCCAUCGGGACAGUCAAAACGCGAACCAGGGCCAGCUGAGCCCGCUGGAUAGUCAACUGUUGAAGGAGUUCCUGGUGUACAACCGGUUCAAGGAACAAAAGCGGAGAGCGAUGGAGAAGAAGGAAACCGAGUGGCAGCAGGAGCUGGAUCAGGCGAUGGCCAGCUCAGAGGCGGAUGGGACGGCCACGGUGGGACGAUCGGAGUCCGUUCCGGCCCGUUUGGCCACGAUUAGCGAAGCACAGCCGGACAACGGAUCGACCAACAAUGGUACCGCGCGAUCAAUCAACAGCAGUGGGACAAAGUCGGUGUCCAAGCAGGCAGACAGCUUGGACUACAUCGAUCGGACGCCUUCGCCAAAACCGAGCAUAUAGUAGUAGUGGUGUGGCGCGUUUUACGUUGCGAGAUUACGAAUGUUUUGUCCGUUGUUUGUUUAGGUCGUUGCCUGUUGCGGCAUCGAGCGUUGUGAUAAAUCGAAGGUCUCUCGUGUGCUUUUGCGUUCUCGAAUUCUGGAGUAUAUUCAAUGUGUUACCCGAGAAAAAAAUUGUCAGUAAUGCGCUCAUAGAUUGCGAUUUGUUUAGAAUUUAAAAUUCAGUAUAUUUUGUGUCACGUUUGUAGUUCGGCGCACGAAAAUCAUACGGAAAUAACGAGACUGAGUACAUUUAGUGAGAUAAACAGCAAACAAAAAUUGUCACAGUCCGGCACAUAUUAGCAACAUCUAAUGAUUAACAUCAGUUUCCAGUAGCGUAGAAGCAUAGUUCUCAGCAUCGGUAAACAAUAAUCGUCGAAAUAACCGGUAGUGUUUAAAAGUAGUAAGAAAUACAAUCAUCACUCGCUAGGCCGCUAGAAUGCACACUCACUCACUAAAUGACGCACAUUACUCGCUGAUUGUUCAUAGAAGUUGCUACACACACACACAUGCAUAUACGAUAGGUCACCGAGAUAUAACCGACAUCAAAAGGACAAAGUAGGCGAUUGUUGACAUAGCAUUCGACAUCCGUCGAGCUUGACGUUGAUAAAUGAAGGCGCAUGUUACUGCGAUUGAAUAUUAAUCAGUGGGGGAGCCAUUGUCGUGCCCCACCAUCAUCAUCGCUUGGCGAGGAGGGACACGUAUUUUGGGUGAAAUAAUCGUCAAUUCGUUUUUUCUGGUAACGAAAUCAAAAUCGGAUCAAAUAUAAAGGUAUAAACUGUUGAGCAUUAUUUAAACCAGUGAAAUGUUUUUGUCCCUGCAAUUUAUUGGGUGGAACAAAAAGAACUGAUCCCGAGGCAACAGAGAAAAUAUAAAAAGUAAAUAUUCGUAGCAGCGUGAAAUUUAAUCGUUUUAUCGGAAUGAUACACAACAGAGUGGUUGCAGUUCCAUGCAGUGAACGUUCCCCACUUAUAUGAAAGAUAAGAAACUACGCGCUUGGAGGAGGAAGUGCGAGAAGCCACCGCCAUGCUGGAGGAACAACACGCUUCCUAUGAAAAAGAUCUAAA